Sphaerodactylus townsendi is the source of this 2668-nucleotide messenger RNA. It is a transcript of the gene COG6, whose product is annotated as component of oligomeric golgi complex 6. Gene Ontology annotation, cellular component: COG complex. The transcript has 19 exons. Bases 33 to 2033 code for a protein of 666 amino acids. Gene Ontology annotation, biological process: intra-Golgi vesicle-mediated transport. NCBI's taxonomy places the organism in Eukaryota, Metazoa, Chordata, Lepidosauria, Squamata, Sphaerodactylidae. The record is from RefSeq and is a predicted model, not a curated record.
GUGGCGACGCCAACUCAGAGCAACGGGAGAAAAUGGCGGCGGCGGUGGCGGCGCCGGAAGAGCAGCCGCGCGAGCCCGCCGGGGCAGGGGCUGUUGCCUCCGCUUCUGCAAUGGGCUUCCCCUCCACACAGGGUCCAGCCGGCACGUCGGGAUCCAACCCGCUUUCGCGCAAGCUCCGCAAAGUGCUGGAGACGCGGUUGGAGGCGGACAAGGAAAUGUUAGAAGCUCUCAAGGCUCUUUCAGUGUUUUUUGUAGAAAACAGUUUGCGUACCAGAAGAAAUCUGCGUGGGGAUAUUGAACAUCGCAGCUUAGCCAUAAAUGAAGAAUUUGUCAGGAUUUUCAAACAAGUGAAGGAGGAGCUUGAAAGCAUUAAUGAAGAUGUGCAAAUUAUGAGUAACUGCUGCCAGGAAAUGACCAAUCACUUGAAGGCAGCCAAGGAACAAACCCAGGACUUAAUAGUCAAGACAACGAAGCUUCAAGCAGAGAGCCAGAGAUUAGAAUUGAAAGCACAAGUGGCAGAUGCGUUCAUAGCAGAGUUCCAGCUUUCUCCAGAAGAGAUGAGUAUCCUCCGAAGUGCAAGGGAUGGACCUGUUACAGAAAGUUUUUUCAAAGUGUUAGGAAGGGUGAAGCAAAUUCACAAUGAUGUGAAGAUCCUUCUGCGUACAAACCAGCAGAGAACAGGCCUAGAAAUUAUGGAACAGAUGGCUUUGCUCCAAGAGACAUCUUAUGAGCAGCUUUACCGAUGGGCUCAAGGUGAAUGCAGGACUUUAACACAAGAAUCAUGUGACAUUUCUCCAGUUUUGGCCCAAGCGAUGGAAGCCCUACAAGACAGACCUGUUCUUUAUAAAUAUACCCUUGAUGAGUUUGGAACAGCCAGACGAAGCGCCAUGGUCCGGGGCUUUAUAGAUGCUCUCACAAGAGGUGGUCCAGGAGGUACACCCCGGCCUAUCGAAAUGCAUUCCCAUGAUCCUUUGAGGUAUGUAGGAGAUAUAUUGGCCUGGCUACAUCAAGCUACUGCUUCUGAAAAAGAGCACCUGGAAGCCAUGUUAAAAUUUGUAACUGCGGAAGGUGUGGAAGAAACUAUGCAAGAAGUAGUUGGACACAUCACAGAAGGUGUUUGUCGACCUCUUAAGGUGAGAAUUGAACAGGUGAUUGUGGCUGAACCGGGAGCAGUCCUGCUAUAUAAAAUUUCUAACCUUCUCAAAUUCUACCACCACACCAUCAGUAAUAUUGUGAGAAACAGUUCAGCCAUGCUUUUAACAACGAUUGAAGAGAUGCACCUGUUGAGUAAGAAGAUAUUCUUCAACAGUUUGAGCCUACAUGCAAGCAAACUGAUGGAUAAGAUUGAGCUCCCCCCUGCUGAUCUGGGCCCAAGCUCUGCGCUGAACCAAACGCUGCUGCUGCUGCGUGAGAUUCUAGCGUCCCACGAUUCCUGCGUCGUCCCAGUGGAUACUCGACAAGCUGACUUUGUACAGGUGCUAUCCUGUGUCCUGGAUCCUCUGCUGCAGGUGUGCACCAUGUCUGCCAGUAACUUGGGGUCUGCGGACAUGGCGACCUUCAUGGUGAAUUCCCUUCAUAUGAUGAAGACGACUCUAGCUCUGUUUGAGUUCACCGACAAACGACUGGAGAUGUUACAGUGUCAGAUUGAAGCACAUUUGGAUACACUUAUAAAUGAACAAGCUGCCUUUGUUUUAACUAGAACAGGCUUAAGUUACAUCUACAAUGUUGUACAGCAACACAGACCAGAACAGGGUCCCUUGGCAAAUGUACCCAGUAUGGAUUCCACAUCACUAAAAGCUGCAAUGGUUCAGUUUGAUCGUUAUUUGUCUGCUCCUGAUAGUCUGUUAAUGCCACAAAUAAACUUUCUUCUCAGUGCUUCUGUUAAACAGCACAUCAUGAAACAGUCCACAGGGCUAGUCUGCAGAGCCUACACUGAAGUCUAUUCAGCUUUGAUGCAUCCAGACAAUGAAUAUAAGGAUCCUGAAACGAUAUUGCAGAGAUCUCCCCAUCAAGUUCAAGCGCUACUCUCCUAAGCUUGCCAGCCGCAAUAUCUGUCCUUUGGAUUCUCUCAGUGUUUUAAGGUGGGCAUGCAUUCCCGCCAGUGCAAAACAAUCGCGGAUGGGUUGAUUUGCUUCUCACUGGCAGCCCUGCUUGGAGCUGCACUCCGAGGUUGCAGCUGUUCACUUCUUCUGUAUGCCGAAAUCCUGCUGAUCACUGCAAGGUUUAAACUGCCUCGUUCUUUGCAGGAUUGUGGCUGUAUCGGUAGAUACAUGACAGAAAGAAGACCAUCAAAGCAUUUUUUUUAGAUUUAAAAUUAUUUUUGCGUUCUACAGAAACUGGGGGAUGGUUGUGAGAAGAUCCAAGUUAAUUUGGGUGAGAAAUAACCUAUGAUGAUUUUUUUUAAAUUGAAGGACUAAUGUAACGUGAUGAUAAUAUUCUCUACUUCUAUUGCUGAUAUUCCCAUCCCAACCUUACUGGGUUGUCCCUGACACCGUUGCUAAGAAGGUGCAAACCUUAUGAGCAAAGCAGGGUCUGAAUUCUGCUUAAGUGUUGUUGGGUUUUCCUGUUACCUGUUGACAGUGGGCCUGUUGAAUGUCCAGAACUGGUCGAAUCAUUUUUUUAGUAUGAGAACUACCGUAAAUAAAUAAAAAUGGCAACAAUUGUGAAA